UUGGGGUGUGGGGCUGGGUAUUUGGUGGUGGUAGGGUCCGGGUUAUCCCCACGAGAAAAUCUACUCCCACUCCCGCGUUCCCGCUUCUUCUUGAAUCUCAUCUGCUAGAAAGUCACUGUGGGAGAAGAAAAGUGACAGAGAGUAUAGAGAGACCGGGACACAGAGAGAGAGAAAGAGAAGGAGAGGUAUGUGGAGGAGCUUCUUCUCUGGACAUGGACACUCCAGAGAGGAACCAGAUCGGGACACCCAUCUCUAAAUUCGAGGAUUCACCUGUCUUCAACUAUAUCAACAGUCUUUCUCCUAUCAAGCCAGUUAAGUCCAUACAUAUUACUCAGACGUUCAACCCGCUUAAUUUCGCAUCUCUUCCUUCUGUUUUCACUUCACCCCAUGUCAAUUCUCACAAGGAAUCUAGGUUCCUGAAAAGACAUAACUGUCUAGAUCCGUCAAAACCUGAGUCUUCAUCUGGAAAUGGAAAUAAAAUUGGCACAAAUGAAGGAACUGGUGUGGAUGCGGCUCAGUUGCACGAUAACUCGGCUGAGCUACAAGAAAACUUUGAUUCAGAGGUUUCACUUAAAGUAGCUUCUGCUCAGCCGUCAAGUGAACAUUCAAAGUUUGUGAUUGAGCUUCCAUGUACCUUGAAAUAUGAUUGUGGUAGUCCUGAAUGUGGCGUAACACUUAGUUGUGAUUUCGAGAUUGGUUGUAUGUCGGAAUUGGUGAGCAAGUCAGCAUCACUUAUUCAAUAUGGCCAAGAGGCCUCCGGAAAUGGUUCAUCUGAAGGUGAAGUGCAUCUAUCUGAGAUGUGCCGAAUUGGCCAAAAGAAAGAAGGGAUGGAAUGUGAUUGGGAGAGUUUAAUUUCUGAUGCAACUGAUCUAUUAAUCUUUAAUUCUCCCAAUAACUCAGAAGCUUUUAAAGGGUCAAUUCAGAAGUCAACGGACCCCCGAAUAAGAUUUUCUACUUCUCUUAUGUCAGAACUCCAUCAAAAUGACAUUAAAAACUUGCAAACAAUGCAAAUUGUUGAUCCAAUUGGUUCUGGUGAGCAGUAUGAAACAGAUAAUCCUUCUGCUGAAACUGGAGAAGGCAAUGAGCUUCAGGAAAUAGAGCAGACACAGGACAAUGCUGCUGAGAGUAAUCUGAGUAAGGGUAUGUCUAGCCAUAUGAGGGAGCAAGUGGAGAGUGAGGUGGCAGAAUGCAUUCCAUAUGCGUCUAAGGCCGUCUCUAAUUUGCACCGUGGUAUGCGAAGGCGCUGCCUAGAUUUUGAGAUGGCAGGAGCUCGUAGGAAGGCCUUAGGUGAUGCUUCAAAUUUUAGUUCUUCAAUGCUAUAUGAGAAGAUUAACUGUUAUGAUAAGCAGCUGGUUGCAAUUAAACCUAGUGGAGAUUCCUCUCGGUGCAUUCUACCUGGAAUUGGUUUGCACUUAAAUGCUCUUGCAACAACUUCAAAGGAUCAAAAAAAUGUAAAGCAUGAAAGUUUAUCCUCUGGAAUACAAUUAUAUUUACCGAGCUCCACUGCUUCAUUGCACUCCCCUACAAACAGUCAAGAACCACUUCAUAAAUCCUUGACCUCAGUCUCUGCUGAGAGAGACACGGAUCUUGCUGAAAAUGGGGUUUCUCAUGUGGAAGAUGCAUCUCAGGCAUCGGCAUAUUUAGUUAGUGAAGAGCUCAAUCAGAAUAGCCCCAAAAAGAAGAGGCGCAGGUUGGAACAUGCUGGAGAAAGUGAGUCCUGCAAGCGUUGCAACUGUAAGAAAUCAAAGUGUUUGAAACUUUAUUGUGAAUGUUUUGCCGCUGGUGUAUACUGCAUAGAGCCAUGUUCAUGUCAAGAGUGCUUCAACAAGCCUAUUCAUGAAGAUACUGUUCUUGCAACUCGCAAACAGAUUGAGUCCCGCAACCCUCUUGCAUUUGCUCCAAAAGUGAUUAGGAGCUCUGAAUCUGUAACUGAAAUUGGGGAUGAAUCCAGCAAAACCCCUGCUUCAGCUCGGCAUAAAAGGGGAUGCAACUGCAAGAAAUCAAAUUGCCUUAAGAAAUACUGUGAAUGCUAUCAGGGUGGAGUCGGAUGCUCUAUUAGCUGCAGAUGUGAAGGAUGUAAGAAUGCAUUUGGUAGAAAGGAUGGAUGUGCUCCAAUAGGUACAGAAGCUGAUAUAGAAGAAGAAACAGAUGCAUGUGAAAUGGAAAAGGCUAUACAGAAAUCCGACAUUCAGAACAAUGAAGAGCAAAAUCCAGCUACCACUCUUCCUACAACUCCACUAAGGCUAAGCAGACCGUUGGUUCCGCUGCCAUUUUCAUCAAAUGGCAAACUGUCAAGAUCUUCUUUUCUUACUGUGGGGUCCUCUUCUGGAUUAUAUACCAGCCAAAAACUUGGAAAGCCAAAUAUUCUCCGAUCCCUACCCAAGUUAGGAAGGCGUUUCCAAACAGUUCCAGAAGAUGAAAUGCCUGAGAUUCUCUGUGGCGACAGCUCUCCUAGUACUGGCAUCAAAUCUGCUUCUCCAAACAGUAAGAGGGUCUCUCCUCCUCAUGGUGAUUUUGGGUCAUCUCCUAGUCGCCGGAGUGGCCGGAAGCUGAUAUUACAAUCUAUUCCUUCGUUUCCUUCUCUCACUCCCAAGCAUUGAAAUGAUUAUUUUACUAUAAAAUCAAUUUUUUUUUUCCGAAUCAUCAUUAUGUCGAAAAAUAUCUUGUUUAGUUCUUGUCAUCUUAGCUUGCCUUGAGCACCUGUGUAAUAAUAUGGUUAUCUUUUCCCCAUAAUGUAUACUUCUCUUGUAUAAUAUGUUAUCGUAGUUCAGUGCUUUAGUUUUUCCAA
Molecule: messenger RNA, 2788 nt
Organism: Juglans regia (Persian walnut)
Lineage: Eukaryota; Viridiplantae; Streptophyta; Magnoliopsida; Fagales; Juglandaceae
Product: protein tesmin/TSO1-like CXC 2
Exons: 10
Coding region: 213-2600 (795 amino acids)
Molecular function (GO): DNA-binding transcription factor activity
Source: RefSeq, a predicted model, not a curated record